AUGCCGAGGCGGCCAGGCCUGGCCGCCCCCGUGACGCGGGGCCCCUGGCACUGCCGGGCGGCCGCCACGCCACGGCCCAAAAAUAGCCCCGCGGGGAUGAGGGCAGGGAUGGCCCUGGGGACGCGGGGCCCUGGGGGGCACCCGGGCUGCGGGGGCGCGGGCGGCCGUGCGGGCUGGCGGUGGCCCCGGGGUCAUGCCCGGGUCCCCCGUUAUCCAGUACCUCCUCGUCAGCCCCCACCCUCGCACAAGGCACAGGAGCAGUUCCUGCAGGAAAGGAUCAAGGUGAACGGCAAAGCGGGAAACCUGGGCGGGGGCGUGGUGACCAUCGAGAGGAGCAAGAGCAAGAUCACGGUCACAUCGGAGGUCCCGUUCUCGAAGAGGUACCUGAAGUACCUGACCAAGAAGUACCUGAAGAAGAACAACCUGCGCGACUGGCUGCGCGUGGUGGCCAACAGCAAGGAGAGCUACGAGCUGCGCUACUUCCAGAUCAACCAGGACGAGGAGGAGGAGGAGGAGGAGGAUUGAGCCGGCCCCCCGCCCGGCCGCCAUU
Molecule: messenger RNA, 550 nt
Organism: Nipponia nippon (crested ibis)
Lineage: Eukaryota; Metazoa; Chordata; Aves; Pelecaniformes; Threskiornithidae
Source: RefSeq, a predicted model, not a curated record